UCCGCGGACCUCAACGCAUCCUGCAGGCUUCAUGUUCAUGUGACCAACACGGAGGGAGGGAUUCGGACGUUUCACUCCUUUUUUAACAUUUUAUUUGCUCACUAUGACGCAACCGGCGGAGAAAGUCUAUUACCGCUUCGUGGUGCUGUUCUUCAACUGCCUGCUGACAUUCGGCUCCUACUUCUGCUUCGACAUCCCGAGUGUGCUGCAGGAUCAGUUCCAAGGGAACCUGACAUGUUCCAAUGCAACCGUCACCAACGGCACCGAGGCCUGUGUGCCGGGCCUGGGGAUGAACCCUCAGCAGUACAAUCUCCUCUACGCCAUCUAUGCGUGGACGAAUGCAGUGGUGGUGAUCAUGGCCGGCUUCCUGAUUGACAAAUUAGGAAACCGCUUCGGAGUGUUUCUGUUCUCCUCUCUGUGCGUGUUGGGCUCGUCGCUCUUCGCACUGGGUUCCCACUUCAAAGGAACUCCCUACCUGCUGCCGCUGCUGCUCACGGGGCGACUGGUGUUUGGAUCAGGCAACGGGUCUCUGACCAUCGUUCAGAACCGCAUCACGGCCUUCUGGUUCAGAGGGAAGGAGCUGGCCUUGGCGUUCGGCCUGACCCUGGCGUUCUCUCGUCUGGGUUCGGUCAUGAACUUCUUCCUCACCCAAAGGUUUGAAGAACAGUACGGCAUGCAGUGGACACUCUGGGGCGGCGCUCUGCUGUGUGUGCUGGGCUUCGUGUCGGCCGUGGUGGUCAGCGCCCUGGACGAGGUCGGCAUGAGGCAGCUGGGUCUGGACGGCGCCAUCCAAGAGCAGUCCCGCAAAGUGAGGAUUCAGGAUGUGAAGCUCCUGUCGCUCAGAUACUGGCUGCUGGUUCUCACCAUCAUGUUCUUCUACAACGGCAUCUUCCCGUUCAUCGCUGAUGCCAGUAAGUUCAUCCAGGAUAAAUACAGCGGCUACACGCAGAAGGAGGCGGCCUACGUCGCCGGCGCCGUGUACGACAGCUCGCUGGUGCUCUCCGCCUGCGUGGGCAUCCUCAUCGACUACGUGGGGCUGCGCGGCGUGUUCGCGCUGGCCUGCGCCGUCCUCACGCUGCCGGUGUUUGGCCUGCUGGCCUUCACCUUCGUCGCUCCUCUGGUGUGCACCGUCUGGCUGGGGGUCACGUACUCCUUUGCUGCCUCCAGCAUGUGGCCGUCUAUUCCCCUCGUGGUGCCUCAGGCCACUCUGGGAACAGCCAUGGGUCUGGCCACCUCCGUACAGAUGGUUGGAAUUGGGUUGUCAAAUCUCGUCGUCGGGCAGAUUCUGGGCACCAAGUCCAGUGAAACGAAGAUUCCGUUGUGGCGUUGGCAACGGAUGAUGAUCUUCAUGUUGGCCAACACCGUCAGCUGCAUCGUCACCGCGGUGCUGCUCAACAUUGUGGACCGCAGACAGGUCAGAGUUCACCGUUUUUGUGUGUGUGUGUGUGUGUGGACGGCGUUUUCAGUGACCGCGUGUUGUCGCUCUGCAGGGCGGGAUCCUGAACAACACGACCAAGAGGAUGGGCCACGCCGAGAGAGACUCCGACAGAGAGCCGCUCCACCCGGGAGAGGAGGAAGAGGAGGAUGAGGAGGACGAGGCGGCCCGAUCCCGCUCUGAAAACUAAAGUUUUAUUCACAUUUUUACUCGCGUUACAACAGUGCUCUUUUUAAAACUAUUUGUAUUUUACAUGGAACACUUGAAAUGGGACUCGAUGUGCUGCUCGCCUCCAGACGAUCACAUGACCUCUCCACUCCGUCUGCUGCGGGAGAUAACGGAGCUGAUCAAUACAUCUAUGUUCCACAGUAUUCACAGUGACACGCAAGGAAAACGUCAAACUCUCUCAAAGCUUUGACUUCCAAGGAGAAGAUGAAGAUCCAGAUAUGUCUACAAUCCUAAUCUGCAGUAUCAGAGUCCUCAUCUUAACGUGUAAUUCUCUUCUAAAUAAUCACAGCAUGUUGUGCACAUUACAGCCAGCAGGGGGAGCUCUUUACACACGUUUCUAUCUAUAAGUCUUCUGCUCCUGGAGUAAACGUGGUAGUACAGAG
Molecule: messenger RNA, 2046 nt
Organism: Pseudoliparis swirei
Lineage: Eukaryota; Metazoa; Chordata; Actinopteri; Perciformes; Liparidae
Gene: mfsd1l
Product: major facilitator superfamily domain containing 1-like
Exons: 12
Coding region: 104-1588 (494 amino acids)
Biological process (GO): transmembrane transport
Molecular function (GO): transmembrane transporter activity
Source: RefSeq, a predicted model, not a curated record